Molecule: messenger RNA, 1044 nt
Organism: Penicillium taxi
Lineage: Eukaryota; Fungi; Ascomycota; Eurotiomycetes; Eurotiales; Aspergillaceae
Exons: 2
Coding region: 1-1044 (347 amino acids)
Source: RefSeq, a predicted model, not a curated record
AUGAACCGCGGAAAAUCCCACUGUGGGAUUCUCCACGAAUACUUUCCCCGCAUACAGGCUCCUAGGCUGGUGACCUUCGAGUUCACGUCUCCAGAAUCUCCCAGUAACAAGCCAAACAGUUUGAUCUUUGUUGGCGGACUAACAGAUGGAUUAUGCACUGUUCCCUACGUAUCUGAGAUAGCCAAGGCCCUAGAACCAACCUCGUGGUCUCUCUUCUCCGUACUGCUUUCCUCAUCAUACAAUGGAUUCGGAGUCAGCAGCCUCGAUCUAGACAUAGAAGAGAUUGGACGAUGUGUACAAUUCAUCCGCGAUCUCAAAGCUAAUCGUCUUCCUGGGGCACCUUCGGACAAUGGCAAGAUUGUACUUAUGGGGCACUCCACCGGUAGCCAGGAUGUUCUCCAUUAUCUCUACGCGCCGAACCCUCUACUCAAGGACCCAAAAUUCGAUGUGGGACUUCAGUAUCUGCAUCGACCUGAGCUUGAUGGAGCCAUCAUGCAAGCUCCGGCGUCAGACCGCGAGGCUAUCUUGUACCUCGUAAAGCAGGCCGAGGAAUCCGCCGCGGCACAAAGUGCCUAUGAUCAGCUUAUAAAGGCUGCGAAAGAACGCACAUUGACCGAGGAAAACACAGAUGUGAUUCUUUCGAUGGAUUUGACUGCGAAGCUUGGCCUUCCUGGUAAUGCACCUCUUAGUGCUCGCAGAUUCCUAAGCCUGGCAAGUCCAGACAGUCCCCAGAAUCCGGCACAGGACGAUGUGUUCAGUUCAGAUCUAAACGAUAAACGGCUCCAGGAGACCUUUGGUCAGAUAGGUUCUCGGGGUCUGCUGAAAUCAAAGCUAGUGGGGUUAAUUUCCGGUUGUGAUGAAUACUGCCCGCCUUAUGUGGACAAGGAGAAGCUACUGGAGAGAUGGCAGGCGGCCACUGAGGCCGGUGGUGCAUUGUGGGAUGCGGAGACUAGCGGUAUCAUUCCUGGAGCUAGUCAUAAUGUGCAGGAUGAAGGCCAAGAGUGGAUGAUUGAGCGCAUCGUUCGGUACUUGAAGAGCAUCUAA